Messenger RNA from Phytophthora sojae, 1761 nucleotides. RefSeq lists its product as hypothetical. The transcript is spliced from 2 exons. Lineage: Eukaryota; Oomycota; Peronosporomycetes; Peronosporales; Peronosporaceae. The record is from RefSeq and is a predicted model, not a curated record. Bases 1 to 1761 code for a protein of 586 amino acids.
AUGUCUCACGGAGGCAAAGGUGGAGAGGACAAGACGCUCACGCUUGCCCCUGGGGAAUACGUCACGUCAAUGGAGGCUCAUUGGGGCAAGAAAGAUGACCACACGCGCGUAUUCUACCUCAACUUCGAGACGAACAAGGGUAACUCGAUCUCUGGAGGCACGACAACAGACGACAACGCAGUAGCUAAAGCUCCCGACGGGUUUCAACUCGCUGGGUUUUACGGCCGCGCGGAGGACGGGGUUGAUCAACUGGGGGCUAUUUGGACGAGGAUUUCCGCUAAGGAUCUAGAGCUCACGGACGAGGAGGACAGCUCUGGCUCCGGUGUCAUGUACGGAACUACCAUCCGCAACUGGGUGGGACCCACCAUCGGAACGUCCUCUGAUACAGCCUGCUAUCGUAAGUCGGUGGACUUCGACAGCAAGAACAUUUGCCCGCUAGGAUACGGCAAGGAGGACACCAACUGCCAGGCUCAGUGUCCGCUGGCAUACCCGGUACAGUGCUCCUUGGAGUGCAUCCCUCAGAACGAUGACUGCGUGCUUGAAGCGCUCUCGAAGAUCGGAUCCGUCGUCACUGUGGCGCUCAACGCCGCCACUGGAGGCGUCUUUGGAGAGAUCUACGCGACGUACAAGACGGCCAAGUGGGCUGUCACCUGCGCCGCCAACAUUGUCACAGUAGUCCGCGGUUUAAUCUACUACCUCCGCUACCGACAGACCUCAGCGCCGCAAGGAGACACGGCCGAGCUACUCACUGCUGCGUAUCAGACGGAUGUCGUGGUCUACGAUCUACCCGUCGCAGUGUGCACGUGUCUGGGUCUUCCGGUCCCGAAGAACGCCAAGUUUGCCGACACUGUGCUUGUUAUCGUCGAGGGUAUCGUGAAGCAAGCCACCACCAACGGAGAGGAGAUCGUCUCGACUGGAGAGAACGUGCUCAAGUUGCUCACUGGUACUGGAGCACUCAACGGCACGUCGGACACGACGGUGGACGACCUCCAGGACUUGAUCAGCAAGAACUCGAGCUGCGGCUACGAGCUCAAGCGCCUCACCCACCACGUCGUGCGUGCAGUCAACGACGUCCGAAACUCGACUCCAGACGCCUCUGCUGAUGACGUCCGCGUGAGCGUCUACAAGUCUUCGAUCGUGAUGAACGACAUCCCCACCGUGACGAAUAUGUGCAUGGGGGAACUGCUAGACAACAAGACACUGACAGCCGCGUUCGAGACGCGUGAUAUGCUGCGGAAGACGUUCGGCGUGAUCGUCGACCAGCUCAUUGAUACCGGCACGACCGACAUGGGCAAGAAUGUGGCGAAAGACGACUACAUGCUCAAGGUGGCGAAUAUGGGUCUUUUCGUGCAGCCGAUCUGCGGCCCGACUGCGUAUCUGGGCGAGAUCGACGACGGGCGACUGUCCGAUGCUCUGGGGUUGUCAACAGUGGACGAAGCGUUCAUCGGCAGCUACGGCACGUGGACCAAGAAGGGCGACGGCGUGGUUCACCUCAUCUUUGAUAGCGUGGAUAUCUACGACGUCAAGGUGGUCAUUCAUUCGGGUGGAGACAAAUAUGCCGAGGUGAAGGUGGGCGCGGGGGAGACGGUGACCUGGGACGCCACGAUCCCGGAGUUGCAGGACAAGACGCUGUACUUGGAUCGGUGGCGGCCUGGAAUUCUAGGGCUGCCUGGUUCUGGCGGUGGUUCGUUGUUGCUGUGGGUCCCGAGGUCGUCGGAGGGAGGACACCUUGAGAUGCACGUGCGCAUCAACCCGAGCUAG